Molecule: messenger RNA, 3454 nt
Organism: Amphibalanus amphitrite
Lineage: Eukaryota; Metazoa; Arthropoda; Thecostraca; Balanomorpha; Balanidae
Gene: SCCRO4
Product: DCN1-like protein 5
Exons: 7
Coding region: 162-968 (268 amino acids)
Biological process (GO): positive regulation of ubiquitin-protein transferase activity; protein neddylation
Cellular component (GO): ubiquitin ligase complex
Molecular function (GO): ubiquitin-like protein binding; cullin family protein binding; ubiquitin conjugating enzyme binding
Source: RefSeq, a predicted model, not a curated record
CGUGGAUCGUACGUAACCCCUACUGAUGCUUAUUGCAAAUCCUGUGACGCAGAUGCAAGCUGAGCUGAUCUAAGUCAAGUUUCAGAAUUGUCCUGGAACCUCACUAUCUCAAUUCUUCUUUUAAGUCCUUGAGCCUUCGGGAUCAAGGUCAGGAGGGGACGAUGCCUCGGGGCAGGAAGCGGCCGGAGGAGGCGCAGGAGGCGCUGAUGCGGCCGGUCACCAAGAGGCACCGCUCCAACCCCUACCACCAGUGGAGCAGCCACCACGCCAGCCACCACAGCAGCCACGUCCACGCCAGCCACCACAGCAGUCAUCACAGCGGUCACCACGCCCGCCGGCCGGCGGCCUUCUCUGAGAAACUGUGCCUGCAGUGGUUCAGAGAGUAUACCACCGCCGACGAGCCCGACCUGCUCGGACCGGAGGGCAUGGAGCGGUUCUGUGAGGACAUCGGCGUCGAGCCGGAGAAUGUGGUAAUGCUGGUCAUCGCCUGGCGGAUGGACGCGCGCAGCAUGGGCUUCUUCACGGCCCAGGAGUGGCUGCGCGGCCUCUCCCAGCUGCAGGCCGACAGCGUGGAGAAGCUGCGCGGCCGGCUCGAUCAGCUGCGCGCCAUGCUCGACCAGCCCGAUACGUUCAAGUCCGUGUACCGGUUUGCGUUUGAUUUUGCCCGGGAGCGCGACCAGCGCUGUGUGGAGAUGGAGGUGGGUCGCGCCAUGCUGCAGCUGCUGCUGGGCCGCAGCUGGCCCAUCUACUCCUCGUUCCACCGGUAUCUGGAGCGCUGCAAGUACCGCGUCAUCAACAAGGACCAGUGGAACAACAUACUCGAGUUCUCGCGUACCAUCGCGCCAGACAUGGCCAACUACGACGAGAACGGCGCCUGGCCGGUGCUACUGGACGAGUUUGUCGAGUGGUACCGCCAGGAGCACGGCUUGAACGCUGUCCCCACGGACGCCACCAUGGAGCCGGUCUGAUGCGGGGCUGCCGGCCGAGCCGAGCCGCGCCGGUCAGCCGCCGCACCGAUACUCGCGGCGCGAGGUGAGCCGAGAGUCUGUAACCACGGCGGCGCCCGGCGGACGGCCCUCGGUAUCCACUGUGUCUGUGUGCACGUGCCAGUGACGGGGGAGGGGCGGGGCGGGCAGGGACAAGGCGGGGCGGGCGGCGGGCGGGCAGUCCGCGCCCCAGUGAUGGCUGAUACGUCAGGCUCAAGUAGAUGGUGAGUUCCUUACCGGGACGGGCUGGGCGUCAGGCGCAGAGCGCGGCGCACCACUCACUGUCUACAGUAUAGUGAUGGGAAACGGUGGACCAAUGCAUUUUGGUGGUUUGUCGGAGCUGAUUCGCGCAGGUCGUAGGAAGGGAAGACACGCCGGUCGUGGACGAUUUUGUGGGAGGGUUAGUGCAGUAUGAUAGGACGGAUUGCGGUGAGGUGGGCUGGGUGGGACGCGGGGUGUGAUAGAGAGCGAUAGGACGAGCUGGAAUGCAGGACGGUGUCGGCAUUGUUCGGUGGUAGUCUGGGGAGAGUGGGACGGCCUUCUGACUGGUUCCCGGUCGGGCAGUGAGGAUUCGUUGCGUGGCUGGUAUUUGGAGUGUAUCGUACCGGGCGGCCUCAGUGUGACUGUUCAGUGCCGCCCUCUAUCAGCGGCACGGCCUGGGUAGGUUCCGAUCCGCCUGGAUGGUUCAGCCACUCUCUUUCGUUCGGCCGCCGAUCCUCGCCAGUACUCCGCCUCUAACAGUCCUCAUAAGUGUCUGUAUCAAACCUCAAUCGGAUGGCUUCGAUGCAGAAAACUAGGACGUUUUUUUACGUUUUCUGUCUGCAUCCGUGCGUGGUCGGUUGCACAUCGGCAGCUCCGCAAUAUCCUCAGUGCACUCAGUUUGCGUUUGACUCCACGGGCGUUUGGUUAAGGGCGUUACAAAUGACUGCCAUAGAGUUACCGUGUGAAUAAGUUACGACUGUAAGGGUGUGAAAUAUGUGUUACACGGUGACUACACUAUCACGUGUCUGGGUCACAAAUAUUUUUGCUUUGUUAAUCUCACACAUUUCUGUGUAAAGUUGUUUGUCGUUUCGCCAAGUAGGGCAUGUCACGGCGCGAUUCUCUCCCCUCGGCUGAACAUGAUGUACAUUUCCUCUGUCUUUCCAAGAGAAACACCCCACAUCCUGUUUUAGCAGGCUAUUUUCUGCCACACAUGAUGCAUAAUAUCCCGGCUGUCGGCUUUAUUUUGGUUACGUCUACCAUUCUAGAUAUCGCGCACUUGUGUUUAUCAGGUUUUACAAAAAUGCGACUCCUUUAUAGCAUUUGAUCAUAAAAUUGAACAAUACAGCUUCUUUCAUGCUACUUUCAACCUUAUUUCUCUUUUCUUAGGUAUUUAUUUUUUAAUAAUGAAAGUUCUUUGAAAGCAACCGUUCAAAUGAAUUCAAAAUUAAUUUUACACAUGCCACCCACUAUAAGGCACACAUUGGAUUCCAUUUUUUUUUUUACCAUUAGUGAUUCUUGUGUGGAGCUUCUCGAUGUGUGCCUAUAUUUAGACUCUGGCACGUAAAAUUUGCCCUCUUUACAUGGCUGCCGAGUGUGGGGAAGAUGCACAAGAUCAAACCUCCUCUGAACAUUUUUUUUUUUAAACCUAACAUGAUACCUCUGCCAUGAAACCUCGAUAGAGCCUGGCUUUUGCGUGAACCUGGGUCCCUGGAAGACUCGUCUGAUCCUAAACCGAAGUAGGUCUUAUCUACCAUCUAGCCAACAAGUCCCGCCCUGACCACCAUUCAACAUCCGUGUAUAACAAGUGUGACUGGUGUGUCUCUCGAGUAUACCUACAUUAACUUCCUGGCUACUCUGGUACUAAGACCGGCCACGCGUGUGCGUGCGAAUGGUGCAUGUGGUGACACAGAGUGGUACUCUUUUGGUGAUGUUUGGCGCAGUAGGGAGGCGGUCACCAUUGGGCAUUAUCAGGUUCGGGGCGGUCGGCUGAGUCGACCCUGACCGGGACGUGAGGUCAGUGUGUCUGGUGGUGCUGUACCGCGGUGGUGAACGGUGUGGAGGGCCAGACUGCGGACCUGGCCUCCCCAACGCUUAGUUGACUGAGGCAGAUGAUAGGCGUGAUUGUAUAGCAGACGGGCGAGGCGGUUUCUUGACAUGGUUGCCAUCGGAUCAUGGUGUGGAACUGUGGCCCGGUGAGGCUGCGGCAGCUUGCAGCGGCGGGCUGCUGCCCCUGCCGCCUGUUUUCGGGGAGCGCUCCGCGUAGCGGGGCUAUUGCGGGAAGUGUUGUGAAUGACGCGACUCAGGCCGCGGCUGUGGCCGAGGGGAUACGGCCGGUGAUAUGAACUCUGAACUGGGAGAGCGGUGUCAGCGCUGAACUUGAACUGGGAGCGGUGUCAGUGCUGCGAUUGAUAACGUGAACGGUUGUCCCAAUUCUGGUCUUCUAGUCUCAUGUUCCCAGUUAGCCAAAUACAUGCUGUUCCGCUGAC